Symbiodinium sp. CCMP2456 is the source of this 1032-nucleotide messenger RNA. The record is from the annotation of a GenBank genome assembly. NCBI's taxonomy places the organism in Eukaryota, Dinophyceae, Suessiales, Symbiodiniaceae.
AUGGAUACGAUCACAAUUUAUGUGAAAGCACGGGCAGAACCUAAUUGCCCCGAUGUGGUACCCUUCGAAAUGCCAAUCUUCCCUCCACAUCGCCUCACUGCCUGGCUGGUUCGCACGGGCCAUCUACAAUUGGACCGAGAAGCAUCGCAGCAGUUCUUCAAUCACUUCCGGGAGCAUCAAGUUCCUUGGAUGGAGGAGAGCUCGGAAGAAACUGCAGACUUCUACCCCUACGGGCUAUAUGGCGAUGAAGCUGAGUAUACGGCUACAAAAGAGAAAUUGCUGGUGAUUCUCAUCAGUUAUCCUCUUCAAACAUCUAAGAAAGUAUGGGCUACUCGAUUCCCGCUCUGUGUGCUCCGCACAGAACGCAUCAUUGGGCCGCAGACGCUCCAACCGAUCUGGGAUUAUCUGGCCUGGAGCGCCAAUUGCCUUUAUGAAGGAAAGUGGCCUAGCAAAUCGCUUUCUGGAGAAGAGAUUCAAAGCCCCGACUGUGGCCAGUAUCUUUGCAGCGACAAAACACGAUUUCGGUUAACUGAAUGUCGUGGAGACUGGAAGUGGCAGGUACAAAUCUUUAGACUAAAAGGUCACUUCGGAGCAACGAAUGUUUGCCACAGAUGCCGAGCUUCCAAGAAAGAUGUGCAGUGGAUCUUUACUGACUUCCGCCGAAAUGCUUCUUGGAUUCAAACCGAGCGAACCCAUCGAGAAUUCUUGCUCACGAUGCUUGGCGAGCCGCUGAACACGCUGGUGUUCGUGGCAAAAUUCCACCACCGCCUCAUCAAGUUCGACACAAUGCAUGGAGUGAGCCUUGGGAUAGGCCAGUUCACGAACGGAUCGGCAUUGAAGGAGCUCUUGAAGAUCAAUCACUUUUCUGGCGGCGAUAAUGCAGCUUUAUUUCGUGACGCCUACAGAUCCUUCAAGGCUUUCCUGAAAUCUCACAAGCUGGGGUGCUCACAGCCCCUGUUCAGGCCGUGGAUGUUGAUUCUUUCUGGGGAAGACUACGGCCUGCUUGCUUCCAAGGAUCCCAAAUCGGAAUAG